AUGGAGCGCACCACGCUCGGCAUUUCCCUCAUCGACCGCAUACCCAACGUGGAGAUACGACAGCGAACAAGGGCCAUAGACGUCGGUCUGCGCAUUGGCACGCUGCCGAGUAACGACGAAAUAUCAUCAGUUAUGAGAAGAUUACUUUUAACUAUUUUGUUUGAAUGUGUCAUUUGCAAACCUACUGGAAAUUCUGAUAAUAUACCUAAAACAAAUGUUACAAGUGCUUAUUUGUCAAAAUGGGAAGAUCUGGAUACUCGACCCUUGCCCCAAUGGUACGAUGCGGCUAAAAUUGGGAUUUUCAUACAUUGGGGAAUAUACUCUGUGGCAGGUAAAAACGAAUGGCUCUGGGCUAACAUGGAAGGUGGUGAUGCGGAAACUGUCAGCAUUCUGAGGAAGAAAUAUGGUCCUAAUUUCGCUUAUGAAGAUUUGGCACCAUUAUUCACAGCUAAAUCUUUUAAUCCCGAUAAAUGGGCAAAACUUUUUGCGAAAUCCGGAGCUAAAUACGUCGUUCUCACUACCAAGCAUCACGACGGAUUUACCUUGUUUCCAUCUAAACGUCCUUAUUGGAAUUCAGUGGACGAAGGACCAAAAAAAGACAUCGUGAAACUUCUUUCAAAGGCAGUAAGAAAACACAACAUGAAAUUUGGUGUCUAUUACUCCUUAUACGAAUGGUUUAAUAAACUAUUCUUGAAUGACAAAAUAAGUGGUUACAAAACUACCAAGUACACCGAUGAAAUAGUUUGGCCAGACAUUAAAUACUUGGUUGAAAAUUACAAACCGUCAGUGCUGUGGAGCGACGGAGAAUCAGAUGCAAGUGAUGCUUACUGGAAGUCACCAGAACUGUUAGCCUGGCUCUACAAUGAAAGCCCUGUUAAACAUGAAAUUGUAGUCAAUGAUAGAUGGGGCGCGGACACAAACUGUAAACAUGGAGACUUCUAUAAUUGUGCGGACAGAUUCAAUCCCAACUACUCGUCCAUAAAUCAUAAAUGGGAAAAUGCUUUUUCCUUAGAUAAGUAUUCUUGGGGUUAUCGAAAAGACACGAACAAAGGUGCUGAUAUUUUAAGCGAUCACGAAUUGCUGGAGUCGGUUGUUUCCACUGUCAGCUGUGCAGGGAAUGCAUUUAUUAACGUUGGACCAACGGAAGAUGGAACUAUCGUACCCAUAUUUCAAGAGCGUCUUUUGCAACUGGGUGAAUGGCUUGACGUAAAUGGUGAAGCAAUUUAUGACACGUCGCCCUGGACGUACCAAAAAGACAGUCACAAUACAGACGUUUGGUACACGUGCAGAAAGAAAGAAUACAACCCUUCGAAACCUGUGGCAUUGCCGAGUGAAUCAGAUAUAAUCACAGCAGUUUAUGUUAUUUUCUUAAAAUGGCCCAAAAGCAACCUUUUGAUAGUUAAAGAUCUGGUUCCUUAUUCGAAGAAAGGCAUUUACCAAGUAGAUAUGCUGGGUUCUAAAGUCCUCGAAGAUUUAAACUGGUGGAUCGGAAAAGACAUGGUUGAAAUCGCCCUCCCUGACAAAGCCGAUAUGAGCACCGAACAUGCCUGGACCUUGAAGAUUCAUACAAAGUUAUGACGUGGAGAUUUACUCACAAGAUUUCAUUUAUUAUAGUAAUUGGAUAUAUCGCACUGCUAUUACUAUAGUGUUGUAACUCAAAAUAUGUGAGAUUCAAUAUUAUAUUAUAGCUGAUCGUAUUUGAUUCUCUAAACGUCAAUAAAAACCGUCGUUAGAAUAUUGUAAGACACAAUAAAAAAACAAACAAAACAAA
This is a messenger RNA of Hyposmocoma kahamanoa, 1771 nucleotides long. Its product is annotated as tissue alpha-L-fucosidase-like. The record is from RefSeq and is a predicted model, not a curated record. The transcript is spliced from 8 exons. Gene Ontology annotation, molecular function: alpha-L-fucosidase activity. Gene Ontology annotation, biological process: fucose metabolic process; glycoside catabolic process. Gene Ontology annotation, cellular component: lysosome. Lineage: Eukaryota; Metazoa; Arthropoda; Insecta; Lepidoptera; Cosmopterigidae. Bases 1 to 1578 code for a protein of 525 amino acids.